GAGUGAAGUGGACGUGUUAUUUACGCUCUUGGAUUAUUCGCUAAAUAAUCCUAGCUUUUCAUUGUGAAAACACUAGAUUUUUUGAGUUAGGACUUACCGGAAUUCCGGACGAUCCAAGUGGAUACUAAACCCAAAGAAAUAGAUAACGAAUCAAACGUGCGCUUAUUUUUUAAUUUGCCGUUUUGCUUUGAUCAAAUCAGCUGUUCUCCGUUUUCGCUUUUUCGCUUUUCCGCUUUUUCUCCUUUUCGUCUUGCUUUUGGUUUAGGCAUUGCCAACCAUUUAUAAUAUAAGUUAGGUUUUAGCAGCAGGGACUGAACGUACUCACUAACAGGUGUACCCAAACUACUUUCUCACUGAGGUUAUGGCCUCCGAGAAUAGUAUGGGGCGUACACCAGAGAAUCCUUUUCGGAGGAAUUCUAAAAUGUUGAGAACGCCCCCAAACGGCAAAAAUGAGAAAUCCACCGCUGCUGGAUCAACAUUUAGUGAAACUGCUGAUCGGGCAAGCAAAAGUGAAGAGAAAUCACUAAAUAAUGAGCCCUCAAACUAUUUCAACAACCUGGGCUGCAAAUUAAAAGAGUUAGAAAAUAUGAUGGCUGGUCAAAGGCAUGUAAACCAGGCAAUGCGCGAUUUACUUAGUAGCAUAAUGUGCUUAUAUAGUAAAGCUGAGAAACCGGUGGAAAAAACUAUGGUAGAGAAAGCAACACAGCUUUCUCAUAUUUCCAAAGAGAUUAAUACCCCAAAGCGGCUGCGAGAAGCAUCGGGAGAGCUACCCCCUACAAAAAAGCCAAAAAAGGCUAUUGAAAAGGUGCAACAAAUGACCAGUGAGGCCACGAAAAUAAUAGAUAUCACGGGUCAACAUAACGCGUGUGAAAAAUGGGUGGAUGUUGUCAAAAAGAGAAAGCCGAUUCAGAAGAAAAUAAGAACGAAACCGGACGCCAUCAUUAUAACCAAGAAGGAAGGGUCGUCGUAUGCUGAUAUUUUACGAAAGAUAAAAAGUGACAGCGGUCUUGAAGAGUUGGGAGCAAACGUGACCUACAUAAGAAAAACAAUGAAAGGAGACCUACUGAUUGAGCUAAAAAAUCAGGCGGACAAGAGAGCCGAAUCAUUCCAAAGCGUCUUAGAGGGCGCGGUGGGUGAAAUGGCGCUAAUACAGCCAAAAACCCAUAGCGUCACAAUAGUGUGUAAGGAUUUAGAUGAAAUUACUACACCUGAAGAAAUCUGUGAGGCGCUAAAAAAAGAGUGCGAUAUCCAAAACCUGGAGAAAUCAAGCGUCAAAAGUAUGAGAAAAGUCGGGCAAAGUUAA
Molecule: messenger RNA, 1303 nt
Organism: Bactrocera neohumeralis
Lineage: Eukaryota; Metazoa; Arthropoda; Insecta; Diptera; Tephritidae
Exons: 2
Coding region: 362-1303 (313 amino acids)
Source: RefSeq, a predicted model, not a curated record